CCUGAAUGAGGCAUCUCUGAAGAAAAUACUCGCCUGCUUCUCUCGUUCGCUGCCGGAGUUGUUCGUGGGAUCCUCCAAGGGUCCUCGCACCCAAAGGCCCGAGCCGAAGCCGACGGCGAGCUGCCGGGUCGCCGGCGGCGAGAUGCAAGAAACAAACUCCCACCGGCGCCAUUCCUGCUCUGUAACCCCACGCGUGCCCCGCUACCUGCGCACCGCCGCGGCCCUGGCCGCCGCGGUCCAGAGCGUCAUCAGCGCGCCCCCGCCGCGCCCCGAGUCGCAGAGCCUCCACGCGCAGCUCCUCACCUCCGGCCUCCGCCCCACCGCCGACCUCUCCGUCAAGGUCCUCAUCCUGCACCUGCGGUGCGGCUCCCACCGCAACGCCCGCGCGGUGUUGGACGGAAUGCCCCGCCCGACCAACGCCGCGCACAACUACCUCGUCGCCGGGUACUUCCGCAUGGGGCUCCCCUGGGAGGCGCUGGGGAUCGUGCGGCGGCUCGCGGCCUCCACGGGCCGCCUGGACGUGUUCGCGCUCUCCAUGGCGCUCAAGCUGUCGGCGGCGCUGGCGCUGCCCCGCGCGGCGAGGGAGGUCCACGCGCGCGUCGUCAGGUCGCUCGCGGAGCUCGACGACAUCCUCGUCGCGGCGUUGGUGGAUGCCUACGUGAAGAACGCGUCGCUGGGCUAUGCUCGGCGGGUGUACGGCAUGGUGCCGAAGCCGGGCAUGGUGUGCUCGACGGCGCUGAUCGUCGGCUGCAUGAACCAAGGGCUGUACAGGGACGCCGAGGCCAUAUUCGACGGGAUGGAGGAGAAGGACGUCGUGGUGUACAACGCAAUGGUGGAGGGGUACAGCAAAACGGAGGAGACCGCGGAGAGCUCGCUCGAGGUGUUCAAGGCGAUGCAGCGAGCGAGGUUCCGGCCGACGGUGUCGACAUGCGUGAGCGUGCUUGGCGCGUGCUCGCUCUUGUCGUCGCCGGAGCUCGGGGAGCAGGUGCACUGCCAGGUCAUCAAGAGCAAGGUCAUCUCUGACAUCAAGGCGGGGAGUGCGCUGCUCGACAUGUACUCCAAGUGCGGCCGAGUUGAGGAGGGGCGGAGGGUGUUCGACGGGAUGGCAGAGAGGAACGUCAUCACAUGGACUUCGAUGAUCGACGGGUACGGGAAGAACGGCCUUUCAGACGAGGCUCUCUUGUUGUUGGAGGAGAUGCGGGGGCAGCAGCAGGGCGUCAGGCCAAAUCAUGCCACAUUCCUGAGCGCCCUGUCGGCGUGCGCGCGCGCCGGACUGCUGUCCCGAGGCCAGGAGGUGUUCCAGAGCAUGGAGCGCGACUGCUCGCUCAAACCACGCAUGGAACACUACGCUUGCAUGGUGGACCUAUUGGGCAGGUUCGGCAGCGUGCGCCAGGCAUACGAUUUCGUCAGGGGGAUACCGGCGAGGCCAAACUCUGACGUGUGGGCGGCCCUCCUCGGGGCGGCCACCCUGCACGGCGACGUGGACAUUGCCAAUGUUGCGUCAAGGGAGGUAUUUGAGUUGAGCCGCGCCGGGAGACCGGGCGCCUACAUGGCCUUCUCCAACACCCUUGCGGCCGCCGGAAAAUGGGACUCUGUGCACCAAGUUAGAGAGAUGAUGAAACAGCGUGGUGUGCUCAAAGACGCAGCAUGCAGCUGGGUUGGGUCUGACAACUGUCCACCUGUCAACUGAUGCAAAUUAACGGUACCGGCGUCCUCAAAAAAGAAGGAAAGAAAAGGAAUACAGGUACCGGCCAUCCUGUUUAAAAAUUAUGUGAAGUUGGUAACAUUGAGCCAUGCCACCUUGUUACAUACCCGCACCUUGUUACUGUUUUAUGUCGAAUCAUUUACCAUGUAGUCCUAUUAUCGUUUGCUACCCGGUUCUUUUUAAUUCUCCCUUGAGUCGCAAUUCUGCUUAAUAAUUGACUAGUGUUAUAAUUAUCGAAAAUUAAUGCUACAUUUUGCCAUUUUCUGGUAUCUACUCCUUAUUCUGCCUUUCUGCAGUAGCAUAAGGGCCUAUACUCUUAACCUUGCUCAGGGGAGCUCUGUCAUCUAACUUGUGGUGUAGUGCUCCAUAUAGCUGUGACGAUUUACUGUAUGUUUGCAGCAUCUUACUGGUUUUAUGCUUAUAUCACUAAACAAGUUUGUUACUGACAAUUUUGCAUGAGAAAUCAGAGUUUGGGUAGCGGUGUCCUGAUUCUGAUUGUAGGCGAUAUGGAUUCUGAUUGUCUCCAUGCACCUGUUGCCAUCGAUUCAGCAUGGACAUGGAUGCCUGUAGUAGCACUGGCAGCAGUUCAUCAUCUCAGUCAGUUCCCAUACGGAAUAUAUGAUGGUUCCUUGACAGCAAUGUGUAAUUUUGAGGGCGCGCCUCAUGCAUCCUAAGUAGUUUUGACGGUAGUUCCUAACAUAGACGACCUUGGCUGUGUCAUCAACUGGAUUGCUACUCCGAGGUGUAUAUACUAUGCGUGUGUAUUAAUGCUUGUAAGCAUGCUGAAGAGGGUUUCCUGUUGGUAAAUCAU
Molecule: messenger RNA, 2516 nt
Organism: Triticum dicoccoides
Lineage: Eukaryota; Viridiplantae; Streptophyta; Magnoliopsida; Poales; Poaceae
Product: pentatricopeptide repeat-containing protein At1g28690, mitochondrial-like
Exons: 2
Coding region: 143-1690 (515 amino acids)
Biological process (GO): RNA modification
Molecular function (GO): RNA binding; protein binding
Source: RefSeq, a predicted model, not a curated record